Messenger RNA from Rana temporaria (common frog), 666 nucleotides. Its product is annotated as calpain-8-like. The transcript has 4 exons. Gene Ontology annotation, biological process: proteolysis. The record is from RefSeq and is a predicted model, not a curated record. Lineage: Eukaryota; Metazoa; Chordata; Amphibia; Anura; Ranidae. Gene Ontology annotation, cellular component: cytoplasm. Gene Ontology annotation, molecular function: calcium-dependent cysteine-type endopeptidase activity. Bases 70 to 666 code for a protein of 198 amino acids.
CUAGUUUUCUCUUCUAUAUAUAAACGGAAUCUGCCUCUGCAGCUUCUCUCCUCUCUACAUCAGUGUACUAUGGCAAGUAUUGCUGCUCAGCUGGCCAAGGAUAGGUGCUCAGCCCUAGGCAUUGGCACCAAUAAAAACCCGGUAAAAUACUUGAACCAGGACUAUGAGGAGCUGCUGGCACAGUGCCUGGCAUCUGGAAAGCUAUUUGAAGAUCCAACUUUUCUAGCUGCUCAGGCUUCUCUGGGUGUCAAUGAUCUUGGACCAAAGUCAGAAAAAGUACAAGGGCUCGUCUGGAAAAGACCUGCGGAAAUAAAGGAAAAGCCUCAAUUUAUUAACGAAGGUGCAAAUCGAGCUGAUGUACGGCAAGGAUCUUUAGGCGACUGCUGGUUUCUUUGCUCCAUUGCAUCUCUCACCCUAAAUGAAGAGUGUUUGAACCGCGUGGUUCCAGGAGAUCAAAGCUUUGAUAACAACUAUGCAGGGAUCUUCCAUUUCAAGGUAACUCAAGUCCCAUUUUUAUCUACUUUGAAGCUGUAUAAUGAUCUUAGAGAGCUGGAGAAGGAGAAUCAGCUGCACACAGCCCAUCCCAGUGAAUGGCUUGGGGGGGAGGGUGUUAGCAGAGGGCCUGGAUCAUUGGAGGAGAGCAAUCUGAGUUCCCAGGACAGCUAG